AUUCUUUUGCGAGUGGAGUGAGUGAGAUAAGGGAGGUGGAAGUGUUCUCCGUAUGUAAUGAGUCAGUAACAAAGCCACCAUUUCCCAGGCCCUUGUUCUGUUUUUUCUUGCUUUAGCUGUUCAACCGCAACUCUGAACAAUUUCGAUUAAUUUUCUGUCUGGUUGGUAGAUUUGUGGAUUUCGUUGGCUUUUGGCUCCGCGAACACAUAUGGUUGUGAAAACUUGAGAGUGGUUUGAGAGAUUUUCUUCUUUUCUUCUUCUCUUUUAUCUCUCUGUCUACUAUUGUGCUGCAGGGCCUGGGUUUUCAGGCGUUCAUUUAGGAACUCAUAUCGUGAAAUCUUAUCAGAGUUUAGUCACGAACUUCACCACCAUGUUCUAACUGUCAAUGUCGUGAGAGAGUUUUAAGACUUCUAUUUGUUCUCGGAUUGGCAUAUCCUGUUCAGCAGCAAAUCUGACCAAGAACUGAUGCUAUGGAGGACCGUUGUUUCUGUAAGAUGUCUAUAAUGGAAAAAUUUUUACAGAUGUGAAUAUGUUUGUAGAUCGUUAGAGAUCUGAGGUGUUAGAAAUAGAGUAAGAAAUAAGAUUUGAGUUAUAUCAUUCGAUUCAGCUCCACCUUACUUGGAGGGUUCACCCAGAAAGAACAUAAUGGAUGGAUUUUUUUUUUUUUUUUUUUGAGUUUCCUUGAUAGUUCCACUUUGAGGACUGCUUGUUAGAUGAGAUGAACAAGUAUGUUAUGUUUACUCUAACAAUUCAGACCAAUUAGAUCUCUGUCAAGCACUCUGUUGAAAGAGGAUGAGACCUGCGGAAGGUAAGAGCUCUCGUAAUUAUGGACCAACAAAGGAGAUCUCAAGCAGCAGUGCUAUUAAUUUCGAGUCUCACAAAGGAAAUGGAAUAAAUCAGGGCUCUCGCCAUCGGAUGGCCUUAGGCAAACCAACCCCAUCUAAAUGGGAUGACGCCCAAAAGUGGCUAGUUGGUUUGUCAAGAGGGGGAGACAGAAGCCACGCCAAGACCAAACCCCGGAACUCAAAUGCUGAUGAUAGAAGAUUAAUUGCUCCUGCUCCACGGAAGGAGAAGGAUUCUUCUAGCAGUGCUGAGGAGGAAGGAGGUGAAGAUGGAAUCCCGGAUCCUGUAAAUGUUAUCCAAGAUGAAGGGGAGAUGAAGAAGAUGGAUUGUAGUGAGUCAUUUUGGCGCAUAAACAAGCCUUCUGCAGACUCAUCAUCAGGUAUCAGAUCGAUUUGUGUGAGAGACAUGGGAACAGAGAUGACCCCCAUUGCUAGUCAAGAGCCUUCAAGAACAGGCACCCCUCUUAGAGCCACAACACCUGCAGCGAGGAGCCCUAUCUCGUCUAGAUCAUCCACUCCUGGAAGGUGCUAUCAAGGUUCACAGGCCCUCGACACCCACGAAACCGGUCAUACCAUGGAGAGUAGAAAUGAUGCUAGGGCAGAUGGUGCAACUCGGUUUCCUAAUCGAGAAGAAGUGGGAGAAUGCAAUGCUGAGGAAGCUAGAAAGUCCAAUCCUCUGGAAAUCAGAGCAAUGGCUUGGGAUGAGGCUGAACGUGCAAAAUAUAUAGCAAGAUACAAGCGCGAAGAUGUGAGGAUACAAGCCUGGGAAAACCAUGAGAAGAGAAAAGCAGAAAAGCAUACGAGGAGAAUGGAGGCAAAAGCUGAAAGAUUGAAAUCACGAGCACAAGAAAGGUUAGAAAAUAAGCUUGCUGCAACACGAAGAAUAGCUGAAGAGAAACGUGCAAAGGCUGAGGCCAAAUUGAAUGAGCAAGCUGUCAGGACUUCAGAAAGAGCUGACUAUAUAAGAAGGACUGGUCAUUUACCCUCUUCAUUCUCCUUCAAGCUGCCUUCUCUCUGCUGGGAUAAGAGUACAAGGUGCGUCAUUAGGGGACAGUCCCUUAUCCAGAGGUGUUACGAGCUUACAAAGUAUAAAUGCAUGCAAUGCUGAAAGCUUGAAACAUUUGUCUACAACCCUGCACAUGGUAAGACUUCAUUGCAACCAAAAAAAUUAAAUUAUCAUCACAUUCCUCAAGGAGAACAUACAUCACAGUAAUAGCUAUGCUGAGAUAUUGCAUCAAUGUUUAUGAAUCAGAGGUAUGAGAUGAAAAGCAGAACUAAGAAAAUAUUGUCCAAGUUUUUGACAAAGGCAUUCUAAAUCCAUUGCAAUGUAUCUCGUAAUGUAGUUAAUAACCUGCUCUGGAGUUUUAACCUCUGCUAGAGAAAAACAGAUUUUCCAUUCUAGUUCCCUGCAAUAGUUAGGCUUGCCAUGUAUGUAUUUUGUGCUUCUUUUAGCAUUUGUGCAAAAACCUGUUUCUCCUAAGCAGAGGUUAUGUUAGAGAAAGAUAGAACAAAGAGAACAAUAUGAACUUCAUCAUAA
Molecule: messenger RNA, 2379 nt
Organism: Nelumbo nucifera (sacred lotus)
Lineage: Eukaryota; Viridiplantae; Streptophyta; Magnoliopsida; Proteales; Nelumbonaceae
Product: Remorin family protein
Source: RefSeq, a predicted model, not a curated record